UGCAUAGAAUAGGUUCACCAAGCAUGAGGAGAUGUUCAGAUUCUGGAAUUACUCCAUUUUUUAAGCUAAACAUUUCUAGAAGAGAAAUGUCACAAAAUUCUUCAAUUUUAAUAGAGUAAUAGAGUGCAUUUCACAUACUUUUCACGUGCUAGUACUGACUAGAUUUUAAUGCUUUUGAUUAAAAUGAAACAACACUCUUUGCCAGCUAUCACACAAACAGUGCCAUGUUUGUCAUUCAGGUGAUGCCACAGUUUGAGCCGGUACACAGUGAUACAGUUAAUUUACCAAACUGAAGUUGUUGCCAUAGCUCCACUGUGGGAUAGCACAGAUCAAACAAAAGCCUUUUUCAGGAGUGCUAGUUCAAUCCUGACAUUCAUCUCUGGCUGUAACAAGGACGGGUCUGUUUCCUACAGCAGCGUAACAAGCAUAUUUAAAUGCUGCAGAGGAAAGAAAGAAGGAGAGGCAGCAGAUGCACUUUGCUUUGGGAAAAAAAAAUAGUCCAGCAAGAUUUGAGACUUCCUCUGCUAAAUGGUUUUAUCACAGCAGAUUACUUUGAGCUGAUCUUUUAGCCUCCUUUGGGACGGCCAGAGAAGAACAACUUGGCGUGACCUUUGCUCAACUGUCUUUUAAAUACAAGAAGUGGGAAUUCUGCUGUGCAGUGCAGAGCCUGUCAAGGAAGGUGGGAUAGCUACAGAGAAGAGUGCAAGAGAAGCAAAAUAACAAAGAUGGUAGGCAGCAAAAAACAAGGUACAGAAGAGGAAGCCCAGGAACCUCCCAGAUCUCAACACAAGACCCUGACGGCACCUGCCCCGUUUGCAGAUGAAACAAGCUGUCAGUGCCAAGCCCCCCAUGAGAAGCUAACCAUUGCACAAGCCCGCCUGGGGACACCAGCUGACAGACCUGUCAGAGUGUAUGCAGAUGGGAUAUUUGACCUCUUCCACUCUGGCCACGCUAGAGCUCUUAUGCAAGCCAAAACUCUUUUCCCAAAUAGCUACUUAUUAGUAGGAGUUUGCAGUGAUGAUUUAACACAUAAAUUCAAAGGCUUCACUGUGAUGAAUGAAACUGAGCGAUAUGAAGCCCUCAGACACUGUCGUUAUGUGGAUGAGGUCAUCAGAGAUGCACCCUGGACACUGACACCUGAAUUCCUUGAAAAACAUAAGAUUGACUUUGUAGCCCAUGAUGACAUCCCCUACUCCUCUGCUGGCUCAGAUGAUGUAUACAAACACAUAAAGGAGGCAGGAAUGUUUGUACCAACUCAGAGAACCGAAGGCAUCUCCACAUCCGAUAUCAUCACAAGGAUCGUGCGGGACUACGACGUCUACGCCCGGCGCAACCUCCAGCGAGGCUACACCGCCAAGCAGCUGAACGUCAGCUUCAUCAACGAGAAGAAAUAUCGCUUUCAGAACCAGGUGGACAAAAUGAAAGAAAAAGUCAAGAAUGUGGAAGAAAAAUCAAAAGAAUUUGUUUACAAGGUGGAAGAGAAGAGCCAUGACCUCAUUCAGAAAUGGGAAGAGAAGUCCAGGGAAUUCAUUGGCAACUUUUUAGAGCUGUUUGGACCCGAUGGAGCGUGGAAGCAGAUGUUCCAGGAGCGCAGCGGCAGGAUGCUGCAGGCCUUCUCUCCGCGGCAGAGCCCCAGCAGCAGCCCGACGCGAGGCCGCUCGCCGUCCCGCUCUCCGUCCCCACCCUGGCUCUUCAGUAAAGCCUCCCCUCCUUCUUCUCCCAAAGCUGCCUCCGCCUCCCUCAGCAGCAUGAGCGAGGGAGACGAGGAUGAGAAGUAAGAGAAAAGCUCUAUUUGUUUUAGCCAUGAGACAGAAGAACAAGCUAUGAACUCAACCACUGGAUGGGGAGAAGCACGAGGAGCAGCUGAGGGUAUCUCUGACAGCAGGAAACGUGCUCUGGGAGAAGAUGCUGAAAAACUGGAGCACAGCAAGGCAGAUCUCAGGAAGAGCUUAUCCUAUCCCCACUCCCUCGUGGUGCCUGGAGGUCAGGCCGGGCCAGCAGUGCUUGCCAGACAUGCUCCUGUGGACCGACAGAAGGACUCCUCUCUCUGCAGGCUCCUGUCCGUGCGUCACUGCCCUUGCAGCUGCUGCAGCCAGGCCAGCAGAGAACUCUGCAACCCGUGAGGCUGGCAGCCAGAGCCAGCACACAGGCAUGUGGUGGCUGCAGGCCAUGGAUGGAGAAGAUGCAGUUGUACUGGACACUACUAACCUUGAGCUCUUCUGGCACAUGAAGCAAUGGCACUGCUGCAGCAAAUGCAGCCAGAGACAGGAAACAGGAGACCUUUUUCCUCACUUUUUGAACAAAGCCUGUCCCAGACCUCAAACCGUGCCAGCAAAAUGGGAGAGCUCUCCAGCCAAGUUGGUGGAAAUCCAUUUAACAUAUUCAAGCUACUGAAUGCUGCUUGCUGACCAAGCCUCUGUGUGGGGUGUAGGUAGAGCUGGGCUGUGUUUGCUUUACCAAAUCGCCCUCUGUGUUCCUAGUGCCUGAGCAGCUACCUGAUCGCUUCUUGUCGCUCCCUGGCUUUGCACUGCGGAGGCAAGGAAGUAAAAGAAGAGUCAGCCCCAGCUGGAAUGUGGUGGUGUAGGAACCAGUUUGAAGACACCCAUGAUUUUUACUGGUGAAUUAUGGAAGACACAGGUGGAACCUCAAGGCCUUGGCACCUCCUAGAAAGCCCUGCUGCUUACAGCUACGUGUCGCUAAACAACGAGCACCGCAGUGCUGCUGUCCUCAGCUGCUACUCAGCUACUUCAAAACGAAUUGCUCAUCAACAGGGCUUGAAGAGGAACCCCUCCCACGGGAGUUCCGAGGCCACUCUUGGAAGAAAAGGUGGGAAGAACAAGGGAAACCUUUAAAACAGAGCUAGGCUUGGGGAUUGUCUUUGUGCUCACGACACCUGUAGAGCCUGAAGGAGAGCCACAGAAAAGGUAGCUUUCCCCUCCCCUCCAUGCACUGACUAGAUCUGCUUCCAGCUUGGCAAAGUCAGACCUGCCUGGUGUCCAGCUCCAACCCCUCGGCCCCACAGCCGGCCCUCGGUGAGGUGGUGGCUGCAGGAUUUCUGAGCACGGGGAGACCCCCACGCCCCGCGGCUGCAGGAGGCGCUAAGCCGCUAGCACCGCGUUAGGGCUGCAAAGCAGUGAUGUAGUUUUGCCUGGCACAGCCUCCUCAGCACAUGGGCACAUCGAAGCUCGCCAGCCCAGCAGUGGCUUGGUGUCAGGUCAGGGAGGUGCCACUGCCUCCCUGUCCCACCGAGAGCCUGGGCCUGUGGCACAGCAGCAAAAUGGGCACUGUGCCACCGCUGCCCACAGCUGCACACUCAUCAGGCCAGGCUGCGGGGUGCAGCACUAGGCAGCACGGCGCUAGCUUCCUGCAAAGGCAGUUAGGAGAGGGAGGGCUCCCAGUGCUUCUCAGAAUAACGAGGGGAAAAACCCAAACGACUGUAAAGGAACAUCCCUUUGAGUGCUGGGCUGCAAGUAUCUGCUGGCAGCAGUUCCCCCUAGGCCUCCAGGCUUGCCUCGUUGAGUGACCGAAGAGGGGAGUACCUUUCCGUUCUUCUUCUCCAGGUAACUUUCCAGGCAGGUCAGUUACAGACCUCUGUACCAGGCACCAAAUUAGCCUCACACUGUUCACUCCCUACAGCUUUCAUCCCUCACCCACUACUGGGCAAUUAAUGGUUCUUUAGGAACGCUUUACACACGCCCCCAGAGUGAGCCUGCGACAUCUUGUCGCUUGCUUUGUCUCCUGGAGUCGAGCCAGGUCCUUCCCCACUGAGCUGCAAAGAGAGGAGCAGGGAAUGAGGUAACCUACGGCUCUCACUGGGAAGCUCAGAGGGACAGCCACAGCCAGUUCAGCUGCCACCAGCUGUGCGCCUGAUGGGACGAUGCAAUCAAGACCUUUUCUCAGCCUUAGGCAACCUGUUACUGUAAUUUGAUACCUGGGAUGCACUCCUUCAGUUUUCCUGAACCUUAGCAAGUCUGAAGUCUUCCCAUCACAAACCACUCCCCCAGCACAGGAACUGUCUGCUCUCUGCUGGUGCUGUUUAUACGAUGAGCCAAGUUCAAACGCGGCAGAGGUGAGCAAGUUUUUGUUCUUCUUAACCCUUGGGGGGGGUUUGGUUUCUUUGCUUUGAUUUCAUAGCACUUAACUGUUCAGCAGCCCCUUCGCAAGUGGUUUGAGUGGAAGACAGCACCAUGACUUGUAAAUAGGAACUGGAACAAGCCUCACCAGUCACCUCUUCUGAACAGAAGCCGUUUCUCAGUCACAGGUGGCUGCCCAGCAACAAAGCCAUAGACUGUACCAGGCGGCCAUUCACACGUAGGAUACCAAUAAGCUGAAGCCUUUGCCCUGCUGGUACAGACACCAAUAUCCAUGUGCUGUCUCCAGCAAACCAGAACCUCAUGGAAGGCAAUUUUGCACUUCUGAGUCAUGGUUUGGGUUUUAUUUUUCAUGAGUGUUGCUUUAAUUCAGUCCUACUUUAUCAGCCAAGCUCCACCUGAAAAAUAAACAGCGUACAACAGCGA
This is a messenger RNA of Pogoniulus pusillus (Red-fronted tinkerbird), 4517 nucleotides long. RefSeq names its product phosphate cytidylyltransferase 1B, choline (gene PCYT1B). Lineage: Eukaryota; Metazoa; Chordata; Aves; Piciformes; Lybiidae. Gene Ontology annotation, biological process: CDP-choline pathway. Gene Ontology annotation, molecular function: phosphatidylcholine binding; choline-phosphate cytidylyltransferase activity. The transcript is spliced from 8 exons. The coding region runs from base 726 to 1778 and encodes 350 amino acids. The record is from RefSeq and is a predicted model, not a curated record.